Messenger RNA from Osmerus eperlanus (European smelt), 1616 nucleotides. RefSeq names its product trichohyalin-like. The record is from RefSeq and is a predicted model, not a curated record. The transcript is spliced from 3 exons. The coding region runs from base 30 to 1616 and encodes 528 amino acids. Lineage: Eukaryota; Metazoa; Chordata; Actinopteri; Osmeriformes; Osmeridae.
AGAAGGAGGACAAGAAAAGAGAAGAAGAAAUGAAAAAGAGAGAGAGGGAACAGUUGGAGAACGAACAAAGGCUGAUGGAGGAAGAAAAAAGGAUCACAGGAAUGAGAGAGAAAGUGUUACAAGCCCAGGAGAGAGUGAUAGACCACAAACGAGAAGAAUGUGACCGCAAGAUAAAUAAGGUCAACAAAAUAGUGAUGGAGACAAAGGCACAGGUGGAGGAGGCAAAAAAGAGAGAAAGGGAUUUGCAAAGAAAGGCAAAAGAGAUUGCUGACAAGCGAGAGGAAUGUGACCGCACAGUGGAUCAAGUCAAUAGAAAAGUGUUGGAACUGAGAGCACAAGCUAAGAGAGCAAAAAAGCCAAAAACUUUACUGGAAGGACAAAGUAUGAAGACACAGAGAGCAGAUGAGGGGAAAAACCGAAGUGAAGAAAACAUGCAUCCCCGGGAAGUAAGGAGGCAGAAAGAGGAGUGUGGAACAGAGAGGCUUGGAAAGACCAAACGGGUAGGAAGAGAAAGAUGGAAGGACAGCAAGCUGAGGAGAAACAAGGAACCAGGGAGCUUUGGUGAUGACGCGCCACAGAAAGAAAGAGAAGGGAGAGGAGAGAAAACCGAUACGCAGAUGACAAAAAGGAUGGAGGAGAAUGCAAGUAAAUCAAAGAAUGAACCGAAGGGACCGAGGAGGCAGUGGGAAGAAGAGAGAUCACGCAUAGAGUUGGAGUUCAAGAAGAGGCAGGAGGAAAAAGAGAGACUGCUGAAUGAGUCAGAGGCCAAGGUGAAGCAGAGAGCACACAAGGAGAAAUUGCUGAAAGAAUCAGAGGCCAAGCAGAGGGAGGAAGAGAGACUGCUAAAAGAGUCAGAGGCCAAGGUGAAGCAGAGAGAGGACAAGGAGAAAUUGCUGAAAGAAUCAGAGGCCAAGCAGAGGGAGAAAGAGAGACUGCUAAAAGAGUCAGAGGCCAAGGAGAAGCAGAGAGAGCACGAGGAGAAAUUGCUGAAAGAAUCAGAGGCCAAGCAGAGGGAGAAAGAGAGACUGCUAAAAGAGUCAGAGGCCAAGGAGAAGCAGAGAGAGCACAAGGAGAAAUUGCUGAAAGAAUCAGAGGCCAAGCAGAGGGAGGAAGAGAGACUGCUAAAAGAGUCAGAGGCCAAGGUGAAGCAGAGAGCACACAAGGAGAAAUUGCUGAAAGAAUCAGAGGCCAAGCAGAGGGAGAAAGAGAGACUGCUAAAAGAGUCAGAGGCCAAGGAGAAGCAGAGAGAGCACAAGGAGAAAUUGCUGAAAGAAUCAGAGGCCAAGCAGAGGGAGAAAGAGAGACUGCUAAAAGAGUCAGAGGCCAAGGAGAAGCAGAGAGAGCACAAGGAGAAAUUGCUGAAAGAAUCAGUGGCCAAGCAGAGGGAGAAAGAGAGACUGCUAAAAGAGUCAGAGGCCAAGGAGAAGCAGAGAGAGCACAAGGAGAAAUUGCUGAAAGAAUCAGAGGCCAAGCAGAGGGAGAAAGAGAGACUGCUAAAAGAGUCAGAGGCCAAGGAGAAGCAGAGAGAGCACAAGGAGAAAUUGCUGAAAGAAUCAGUGGCCAAGCAGAGGGAGAAAGAGAGACUGCUAAAAGAAGGGAGAAAGAGAGACUGCUAA